Molecule: messenger RNA, 987 nt
Organism: Lithohypha guttulata
Lineage: Eukaryota; Fungi; Ascomycota; Eurotiomycetes; Chaetothyriales; Trichomeriaceae
Exons: 1
Coding region: 1-987 (328 amino acids)
Cellular component (GO): nucleus
Molecular function (GO): protein binding
Source: RefSeq, a predicted model, not a curated record
AUGACGAACAUCCAAGUCGGAGCCAUGGCUUCUGCCAACAAUGCUCUCAUCAACCUCAGUAUGGAACUCACUAAUCUCGACAUGGACCUAACAGUACUCGCUAAUGCGAAAGCCAAAGGCCAAGCGCUAUUUGCGACAAAGUUCAUCAAGAAGGGCGAGCCCGUGAUGUUCCUCGAUCCACCAGUAAUGAUGGCCAUCGACUCAGAAUCACUUCACAGAACAUGCUACAGUUGCCUCGUCACCAAGUCUGGUAUGGGCAGGUGCGGCCAGUGCAAGAUGGCUUACUUCUGUGACAAGAGUUGCCGAAAUCAAGCUUGGAAGAAUUAUCACAAGUACGAAUGUCCUAUCCUUAGAGACUUCAAGGAAGUCCUGACGGGAAGUUCCAUCAAAGAUCCUCCUCGAAACUUCAGGGCAGUCCUCCGUCUGAUCCUCUUACACAAAGCCGGCAAAGUGUCAACUUCGGCGCUUCAAGAGGUGGCUGAUUUGUGGCACAGAGCAAAUGGUCGUACUGACGAGCACGACAAUAUGCUUGCACAGGUCAUCAAGGGGGCUACUGAAACCGACGCUUCGCAGUCGUGUAUUCUAAGCUUGUUGCGCGUUAUGGAAUCGAACUGUUACAACAUUGGGACCUUCAGCGGCGAUCUGAUAGGAGCUGAGGUAUACUUGAAGAUUUCGAGAGCGAAUCACAGCUGUGCACCAAAUGCAACCUUCUCGCAUUGGGGCCUCGUCAUGUGGGAUCGUCAGUCAAAGUACCUGACAUUAUUUGACAAACAGAUGCCUGCCGCCAUGAUUGUUGCCAGACAAGACAUCGCCAAGGGAGAGGAGAUAACGCUUGCUUACGUGGACAUAGAGUUGGAGCUAGAAGCUCGAAAGCACAGACUGCGAUACGUCUAUGGCUUCGAUUGUGCAUGCCCACGUUGUGAAAAAGAGGAGGCAUUGUGCAGGGAGAAGGAGCAGAAGCUGCAGAAGAUUGCUUCGAGAACAUGA